This is a messenger RNA of Ictalurus punctatus (channel catfish), 2440 nucleotides long. Its product is annotated as GTPase IMAP family member 4. Gene Ontology annotation, molecular function: GTP binding. The record is from RefSeq and is a predicted model, not a curated record. The coding region runs from base 174 to 851 and encodes 225 amino acids. The transcript has 3 exons. NCBI's taxonomy places the organism in Eukaryota, Metazoa, Chordata, Actinopteri, Siluriformes, Ictaluridae.
UCAACCCUUUCGAGAUUCUUUCAGUUUCACAUGCAGGAAGUGGGUUUCUUUUCUAACCACAAGGGGUAAAAUAUUUUGUCUGUAUUGUGGUAGUGCCUGAUUUAGGACAUACUGUAAGUUUCUACCAACCUUCUACUAUCAAACCUGUAACUUGACACUUUGAGAAAGAACCCAUGGCGACUGCUGCAACAGAAACGGAUCAUGUGAAGAUCAUAUUGCUGGGUGGACGUUGGGCAGGAAAAAGUUCCUCUGGAAACACUAUCCUGAAUAAGGAGGUGUUUGGAAUCGGUGAACAAACAGAAGUCUGUGUGAUGGAAAAAAGCAAAAUUGCAGGCAUGCAUGUCACCGUGGUCGAUACGCCAAGUUGGAACUGGGUUCCUGCAGAAGCCUCUUCAGAUGAACUUAAGCAGGAACUCAAGCGCAGUGUUGAAAUGCUUGGUGAAGGACCCCAUGCUUUUCUACUGGUUUAUCCAUUAGGGGCUGCGUUUCUGAAGAGACACAAAAUUGCCGUGGAAGAGCACUUGGAGCUUUUGGGUGCUGAUGUCUGGAACCACACUAUGGUCUUGUUCUCUCGUGGAGAUUGGUUAGGAGAGGUCACUAUUGAGCAGCAUAUCGAGGGGGCAAAAGCAGAAUUCAAGUGGUUGUUAGAUCAGUGUAAGAAUAGGUAUCAUGUUCUCAAUAAUAAGGUGAAGACUGAUGAGAUGCAGGUCAUUGAACUCCUGGAGAAGCUCCAAAGGAUGAUUCGAGGAAAAAGAAAGUGGAGCAGGGAAGAACCACCUUUGAUGGCUGGAGAAACUCCUGCUACGGCUGAAUAUGGAGAACCCUCAGGCACUCAGAAGAAACUGAAAUGAAUCUGACAGGAUGCAACGGGCGAUAUUUAUUAAUUUAUUAUUAAGGUGUCUUUUUUUUUCUAUUGCUUUUAGACCUUUUGGUCAGAUUAUAUAUUUUUAACAGGUUUUUUUUUUCUUUUCUUUUCUGUAAACUUUGCUAUACUGUAUGAAAUACUAUACUAUAUUCAUAGAAGACCAAGAAUGACCUCUCUGCUCACUAACUCAGGGUGGUGUUGCACUUUCCGAGCUGACUUAAGUUGAACAUUGGGGAACUUAAUUACGCAGUGUUACCUUUGUUUUAUGUCAACAGAAAUGUUUGUCACUUAAAAUGACAGAUUUCAUCUACUGGAAUAACCGUCGAUACAUGUUUAUGUAGGUUGUUAUAAAAUCAGUUGUCAUAAAUGAUCAUUGUAGGUCAAUCCUAAGUAAAAAUCUACCACGUGCAUGUUAAUAUUAAUACUGUAUCAAGGUGUAGGGUGUUAAGCAUUGCGAGAGUGAUCCAAGUAAACUUCAUCACUGACUGUAAUUCCUGUUCAUACUGACUUGUUAAACAAUUAUCUAGAUGCUCUGUUUAUAAUUUAAUUUGCCUUCGUACAAAUGACAUUUGACCAAUUUACACGUAAAAUUCGUGACACUUUGCCUCAUAAACGAUAACUCUCGGGCAGGGUAAUGGUGGUAAAUUAUGUCCACCGAGCAUUUUGGACACAAAGACCACCACGUACAGCUAGGCAUAAAGCUAACAGAGUAAUUUCCAAUCGAAGUAACUGUAAUGUUGGGCAACAUAAGAAGAUCAAUAUACAGUAUUGGUACACAUUCAGUCUACCUUAAAGAUAAAGCCCACUCUGAAACAUAUUAAAUAUGUUUAUAUUGAAAUAUUUGCAAGAAGCUUAUCGAUUCUGGUGCUAAUCUGUUGGUUGGGUACUGUAUUUUCCUUAUUCCCGUGAGAAGUUAUUGUUUGUCUGCUGGACUGACAGCACAGGGGGAUAUUAUUAUUGCUAGUGCAGUUAAAAUUGUGUUUAAUGCGGAAAGAAAUGUCCAGGACUAAAUGGCUAUCUAACAGUAUUUGUUUACUUUAGUGAUGGCAUGUUUUUUUUAAAAAAAAUGCUUUUUAAUUAUUAUUCUUUUUAUUUUACAAUCACUAGUAUUUUAAGGAAUGCAGAAGUUGGGACAGAAUUCGCCUUUGUCCCUAUGUAUCCCUAUUUAUCUAUCUCAGGCUUUAGAAUUGUACUGUAUAUUUAACUGUAUACAUUUUGUGGGCAAAAGUUUGUGGACACCUGUCAAUCAGACCCAUAUGUGGUUCUUGAAUGGACCAACUCCAUGUUAAUGCCCCUGGCUUUGGAAUGAGAGGUUCAACAAGCACAUAGGGGGGGUGGUCAGGUAUCCACAUACAUUUGGCAAUAUUAAGUAUAUAAAAAUGAGCAUGCCAUCAAAUUCUGAAUUUCUCCUUGAACAUACAAGCACAAACAGUGUAUAAAGAUCCUGACAUCUACUGUAUAUGAAAGGAUCCAAAUAUUGCGCAAACGUGUCACUUUCUCUGCACUUUUGUUGAUUUGUGUUGAUUUAAUUUGAUAAUUAUAUAUCCAUGCAAUAAAUUUUUUUUUUUCACCCAG